AUGACUGUUCCACAACCUCAUCCAGUUGCCACGGCUUUACCGGAUGCUCCACCAUUCGACUUCUUCACUCCCCUUCAAUGGGACGUACUCUUUGCACUCGUCGAUGGUGUUUUGCCUUCCAUCACCUCCGAGUCUGCUGUAACCGACGAGCAGGGCCAGAUCCAGCUACCCGAUCAUGAGAUCGACCAUGUCCUAGAAACGAGCACAAAGUCCUUGGCUGCUCCAGCCACAAGGGACAAUAUUCGUGCCUUUCUCCAGGAUAGGCCUGCCUAUGACGAGCGCGUCAGGGAGAACAUCAUGAGGACUUUGGCUUUCUCCCCUCCAGCGCAACAAAAACGUUUGGCCGGUUUAUUAAGUCUAAUGUCCUACUUUAUCACUGGCUACUGGCAGCCAAUAUACAACCAGCCAGCCCAUGUCCGCGAAGCCAUCAUCAAAUCAUGGGCCACCUCCCCUCGCGAGCGCUGGUCAGCAUUAGCCAAAACGAUGUCAUCGCUCUCCUUCAAGUCAUAUGCGCAGACUAGCUCACUACUGUCCCAGCUGUCGGGCUACUCAGAUACGCCCCAGCAUUGGCAACCGAAGCAAUCGUUCGAUUACAGCUUCAUACAAAUCGAGGCUGGUGAUGAACCACAUGUCAUCGAGACCGAUGUUGUCAUCGUCGGCUCUGGCUGUGGUGGAGGCGUGUCUGCCAAAAACCUAGCAGAGGCUGGUCACAAGGUUCUCGUCGUGGACAAAGCCUAUCAUUACCCUGCUAAACACCUCCCCAUGUCACAAGAAGCAGGCUGCGCUCAUUUGUUCGAUAGUGGUGGUUUCAUCACGACAGAAGACUCUGGGGCGACGGUGACUGCCGGCAGCGCCUGGGGUGGAGGAGGCACAGUCAACUGGAGUGUAUGCCUCAAGCCCCAGGGCUUUGUGCGAAAGGAAUGGGCAGACUCUGGGCUUCCCCUCUUCACAUCUCCUGCAUUCGACGAGAGCUUAGACCGCGUGUGGGAGUUUCAAGGGGCUGGCACUGAUCAAAUACGCCAUAAUCACCGCAACAAGGUCCUUCUCAAUGGCUCGAGUAAGCUCGGGUGGGCGUCAUCUCCCGCUCCUGUCAACACGGGUGGCAGAGAGCACUUUUGCGGCCAGUGUCAUCUGGGCUGUGGCCUAGCUGAGAAGAGAGGUCCAGCCACGAGUUGGCUGCCGGAUGCCGCCAAAGCCGGUGCACAAUUCAUGGAAGGAUUUCAGGUGGAUCAGGUCAUGUUUGAUGCUGAUGGACAGACUGCCAUUGGUGUUGAAGGGGACUGGCUUUCGAGGGAUAGCGAAGGAGGCGUGAGUGAUUCAGUUGGUGACAGAGUCAAGAGACGGGUCGUAGUCAAAGCCAAGAAGGUGAUCCUUGCGGCCGGCUCAAUCUGGAGUCCGGUCGUUCUCAUGAAGAGUGGCAUUACUAACCAACAUGUGGGAGCUAAUCUGCACAUACAUCCUUGCAACUUCGUCACAGCAGUAUACAAGGAAGAAACCAGGCCUUGGGAGGGAGGCAUCAUCACAAGCUACUCUUCGGAGUUCGAUAACACCGACGGUAGUGGCUAUGGAACCAAACUGGAGACUACAUGCAUGGUGCCGUUUACCAUUAUGUCUCAACCCUCAUGGCUGGGCGGCUUGAAUGCAAAGCUUCAUAUGACGAAAUACCGUCACAUGGAUGGCUGGAUCUCAUUGACGAGAGACCGCGAUGGAGGCAGGGUCUUUCCAGACCCAUCGACUGGCCGACCUCGCAUUGACUAUACUACCUCAGACUAUGAUCGAGCCCAUACCAUGCAGGGUGUGGAAGGUUUGGCCAAGAUCUGCUAUGUCACGGGAGCAACUGAGAUACGCCCUCUCCUCCCCGGUCUGGAAUCCUUUAUCCGCGACGGAGAGUGCUCGUCGGAGCAUUCCCUGGACUCCAAGGGACCAGUGGCCGACCCAGAGACCAGCGACCCAGCCUUUGCCGCCUGGCUCGCCCGCCUGCGUGAAGUGGGCAACAAACCGCCAACGACAACAUGGGGCUCGGCCCAUCAGAUGGGCACGUGCCGUAUGAGCGCAAGCAGGGACGAGGGCGUGGUGGACGAGAAGGGUCGGGUCUGGGACACAGAGAAUCUGUACGUUGCAGACGCGAGCGUAUUUCCCAGCGCAAGUGGCGUGAAUCCCAUGAUCACCAUUAUGGCCAUUGCGGAUUGGAUAUCGCGCGGCGUGGACGCAGACCUCAGGGCGUGA
Messenger RNA from Fusarium graminearum PH-1, 2226 nucleotides. RefSeq lists its product as uncharacterized. The transcript has 4 exons. Bases 1 to 2226 code for a protein of 741 amino acids. NCBI's taxonomy places the organism in Eukaryota, Fungi, Ascomycota, Sordariomycetes, Hypocreales, Nectriaceae. Gene Ontology annotation, molecular function: flavin adenine dinucleotide binding; long-chain-alcohol oxidase activity. The record is from RefSeq and is a predicted model, not a curated record.